AGAACUCCAAACUUUUCGAAGUUUGGCAUCAACCGUCGUUAAAGCUCACUUCGGGUGAUUGGGAUGAGAUAGGAGGACUCACUGAGACUUUGUAACUGGCCUUCAUAGCAACUGAAAAGUUGCAGAGCAGCCAAUUAUUCAUGGGCGAUUUUUAUAAGCUAUGGUUAGACCUUAAGCUUACGAUCACCGCAUCUAAAGCCACACACAGCCAAGCUUUAAGACAAUGCAUCGAGGAUAGGGAAGAAAGUUUGUUUGCAAAUAAUGCUGUUCUGUGUAGCAUUUACUUGGAUCCUCGUAUUCGGAGAGUGCUGUUGCAAAAGCCACUGAGCAUUAUGUUGGCUAGAGCACAGCUUAAGGGACUGUUAGCUCAAAUUUUCAAUCUAAACAAAAGUAUGAAUCCAAUACCUAGGACUUCUCCAAAUAGCCCGACUGCAUCAGGAUCAUUGGAACAAGGAAAUGAAUUAUUGUCUCAAAAUUCGACCACCUGCUCGAUUUUAAAAGAGUUUUUAAAUAAUAUUGAAGUGGCUUCUGAUGACGAGGCCGAAGAUGAUGCACAUAUUGAGCAACUCAAAAAAGCAUAUUCCGAAAUUGGCAAUUAUAGCCCAAAGCCCGUGAGUUUAAAUAGGAAUAUAAUGGAAUAUUGGAAAGAAAAACAAUUUCAAUAUCCUCAUCUGUACCAAUUAGCCAAUGUUGUGCACUCUGUACCUGCAACACAAGUAAGCGUUGAAAGAUCAUUUUCUGCGCUUAAAUUGAUUUUGACAGACCAAAGGUGUAACCUUUCAAGCGAGUCACUGUCAAAAUUACUUUUUGUAAAAUUGAUUAAUAAUUAAAAAUAAAAAUAAUUUACUUCAUAUGAA
Messenger RNA from Zeugodacus cucurbitae (melon fly), 857 nucleotides. RefSeq lists its product as uncharacterized. The record is from RefSeq and is a predicted model, not a curated record. The coding region runs from base 141 to 830 and encodes 229 amino acids. Gene Ontology annotation, molecular function: protein dimerization activity. Lineage: Eukaryota; Metazoa; Arthropoda; Insecta; Diptera; Tephritidae. The transcript has 2 exons.